Molecule: messenger RNA, 1467 nt
Organism: Penicillium antarcticum
Lineage: Eukaryota; Fungi; Ascomycota; Eurotiomycetes; Eurotiales; Aspergillaceae
Product: putative 60S ribosome biogenesis protein Mak11
Exons: 2
Coding region: 1-1467 (488 amino acids)
Molecular function (GO): protein binding
Source: RefSeq, a predicted model, not a curated record
AUGGUUAAACGCAAGAGAACUGAUGCAUCCAAGGAGGAUAAGCCUGCUGUUCCUUCACCCAAGACUACCAAAUCCGCCCCGGCACCAUCAGAGACCCCCGAUGCGGCUAUCACUGUUCAAGUCAUUACUGGCUCCUAUGAGCGGGUCCUGCAUGGAUUCACAGCAGGAAUCCCAGCUGCCAGCCUGAAGGCCAAGACUGAGGCCGAAUCUCCCAAGUUCGACUGCGUGGACACCUUCUUGUUCGAGGCACAUGGAUCUGCAAUCCGUUGUCUUGCCUUGUCACCGCUCCCCAAGGCCACCGACUCUGCUGAGCAUCAAAAGGUGAUGCUGGCUAGCGGUGCUACCGAUGAACGUAUCAACUUGUACUCUAUCUCCGCCGCUCCUCCUGCUGUGAAUGACGACUAUCCCUCCGUGCCCACCCUCGCCGGAAACAAAAUCCUCGAAAAUCCCCGGAACCGCGAACUAGGAUCCUUGCUGCAUCACACUGCCAGCCUAACGUCAUUGAGUUUCCCUUCCCGAAGCAAGCUACUUGCUGCUGGUGAAGACAACACCAUCUCUAUCUCCAGAACCCGUGACUGGUCCGUUGUUUCAACUAUCAAAGCCCCAAACCCCAAAGUGCAAGGACGGCCAAGCGGUGACACCGCACCACUCGGCGGUGCUCCAUCUGGAGUGAACCACUUUGCAGUACACCCCAGCAUGAAACUCAUGCUGACUCUCGGCAAGGGUGAGAGGUGUAUGAGAUUGUGGAACCUGGUAACCGGCAGAAAGGCCGGAGUGUUGAACUUUACACGGGAGGUGCUCAUGGGUGUUAACGAGUCGAGAUUCAGCAGUGGUGAGGGUCGCCGCAUUACUUGGGACUCGGAAGGAGAGGAGUUUGCAGUUGCAUUUGAAUGGGGUGCAGUGGUUUUCGGAAUUGACUCAAUCCCAAAGUGCAGAGUGGUCCCUGGACCUCGGAGCAAAUUGCAUCAGAUGAAGUAUGUUUCUCUGCCUGUAAAGGGUGAUGAGAAGAAGGAUUUCCUGGUUCUCUCCACAGAGGAUGGCCGGGUGAUGUUCUAUUCGACCAAGGACCUGAAAGAGGCAAAGGAUGAUAACGACUGUACCAUCCCCCAUGCAACCCCUGUUGCUCAGCUUGGUGGAAAGCAGGCCGGCUUCGCUGGUCGCAUCAAGGAUUUCGACAUCCUCAGCUUGGAAGAGCAAGCAAAGGAACUCCGUAAUGACUUCCUGGUUGUGACUGCCAGUAGCGAUGGUGUGGUUCGUGUAUGGAAGGCCUCUGGGAAGGACCUUGCAAAGGCAAAGGAUGAGACUGUUCAGAUUGGAAGAGUUCUGACUACCUAUGAGACUGGAAACCGCAUCACCUGCCUGACAUCGUUUGUCAUGUUGCCUGCAGAGGACCCAUCCACGCUAUUUGACUCUGAGGAAGAGAGUUCGGAGAACGAGGAGGACUCCAGUGAUAGCGACGACGAGUAA